AUGGUGCGCACGCGCGGCGCGAGGAAAAACCUCGAAGCCGUCGCGCUCGCGCUCUGCCGCGGGAAACCGCUCCUCCUGGAAGGCCCCGCGGGCGUCGGCAAGUCCGCGACGCUGGAGGAGGUGGCGCGCCUGACGGGGAACGACGACUUCGUGACGCUGCACCUGGACGCGCAGACGGACAGCAAGUCGCUGUUGGGGUCCUACGUCGUGGGCGCGGCGCCCGGGGAGUUUGAAUGGCGGCCCGGCGCGUUGACGCGCGCCGUCGCGGACGGGACCUGGGUCGUCAUCGAAGACGUCGACCUCGCGCCGUUCGAGGUGCUCGCCGCGCUCGUGCCGCUGCUCGAGGAGCGGCGGCUUUACAUCCCGGGACGAGGCGAGAGCGUCGUCGCCGCGGGCGGGUUUCAGUUGUUCGGGACGACGACGACGGGCGGCGGCAGAGCCGGCGGGGGCGCCGCGGCGAACGCGCGCGCGGAUCCGCUCGCGGGGUUGUGGUCGCGCGUCGCGCUGGAGCCGCCGCGGGGCGACGAGCCGAUGGAGAUUCUGCGCGGGAUGCAUCCGAAGCUGACGCCGCUCGCGCACGGGAUGCUCCGGACGUUGAACGUCGCGCAGAGGAUGUGCGGGCAGGGGGGGGGCGCGGCGGCGCCGGGAGGCGACGCCGCCGCCGACGAGGACGCGAUGGAGGAAGACGACGCCGCGACCGCGACCGCGACCGCGCGGCCGCCCUCGCUCAAGCCGUGGACGUCCUCGCCGGGAUGCUGCCGUCCGGGCCCGGGAGGCGGAGGGUCAUCGAGGCCAUCGCGGCGUGCUGGGACCUCAACGCGACCGCCGCGGAGAACACGGACGCGCUCCGCAAGCCGUCGCUCGACCGGGCACGCGAUGCGACUCCUAGAGCGCGUCGCCGCCGCCGUAGCGGUGACCGAACCGGUGUUACUCGUCGGCGAAACCGGCACCGGGAAAACCGCGCUCGUCCAACAGCUGGCGCGCGUCGUCGGCGCACAGCUGUGCGUCGUGAACCUGUCGAACCAGUCCGAGUCCGCGGACUUCCUCGGCGGGUUCCGACCCGCGGGCGCGCGGCACCUGUGCCUGCCGCUCCUGCCGCGGUUCCGAGUGGUGUUCGAGGAGACGUUUCCGUCGGUGGCGAACCGAGAGUUUAUGACGCGCGUCGAGCGGUACGCCGAGCGAAGGAAGUGGACGCAUCUGCUGCACGCGUUUCGCGCGGGGGUGGAGCGAGUCGCGAAGCUCGCGUCCGAGGCGGAGGAGGAGCGCAAACGCCGCCGCGCGCUGUCCGACGCGCUCGUGCACGCGUGGAAGCAGUUCGAACGCGACCUCUCCACCGCGGAGCGCGCGUGCGGCGGCGGCGGCGGCGGCCCCGUGUUCGCGUUCGUCGAGGGCGCCCUCGUCGCGGCGCUGCGAGACGGCGCGUGGAUUCUGCUGGACGAAAUCAACCUCGCCCCCGCGGAGACAUUAGAGCGCCUCGGCGGCGUGUUAGAGUCCGCGCGAGGGAGCGUGGUGCUCUCCGAGCGCGGCGACGGCGCCGCGGUCCCACGGCACCCGCGGUUUCGAAUCUUCGGCGCGAUGAACCCCGCGACGGAUGUCGGGAAGCGCGACCUCCCGGCGGCGUUGAAGCACCGAUUCACGGAGAUAUACGCGGGCGAGUGCGAAGGACGGGAGGAUCUCGCGCUGCUCGUGUCGCAGGGGGUCGCGUCCGUGCCCAACGCGCCGGUGCACGCGAUCGUGGACUUUUACCUCGCCGCGAGAGCGGACGCGGCGAGCGUUUUGCUCGACAGCGCGGAUCAAAAGCCGCAGUAUUCGCUUCGCACGCUGAGCCGAGCGUUGGAAUACGUUCGAACCGCGGCGCCGUUGUACGGCGUGCAACGCGCGCUGUACGACGCCCCGCCCGCGCCGCCCGACGACACCCACGAGCUCAUCGAGCAGUACUGGGUCGAGGCUGGCGACCUCGAGCGCGAGGACCCUGAGGCGGCGGGUCGAUACGUCGUCACCCCGGGGGUGCGGACGCACCUGUCGUCGCUCGCGCGCGCGGCGUUGCUGCGCCGGCACCCGAUCUUGUUGCAAGGGCCGACGUCGAGCGGGAAGACCAGUCUCGUGCAGUACCUCGCGGAGCGGACCGGGCAUCGGUUCAUGCGGAUAAACAACCACGAGCACACGGACUUGCAGGAGUACCUGGGGUCUUACGUCACGGACGAGAACGGGCAACUCGCGUUCCAAGAGGGCGCGCUCGUGCAAGCCGUGAGACGAGGGUACUGGAUCGUCCUCGACGAGCUCAACCUCGCGCCCUCGGACGUCCUCGAGGCUCUGAACCGCCUCCUCGAUGACAACCGCGAGCUGUUCGUGCCGGAGCUGCAGGAGACGAUCACGCCGCACCCGCACUUCAUGCUGUUCGCGACGCAGAACCCGCCGGGGGCGACGUACGGCGGGAGAAAGGUUUUAUCGAAAGCGUUUCGGAACCGUUUCAUGGAGAUUCACGUCGGCGACAUCCCGGACGACGAGCUUCGGAUCAUCUUAAACAAACGAUGCGAGAUCGCGCCGUCGUACUGCACGAAGCUCGUCGAGGUCAUGCGCGAGCUGCAGCGCCGGCGGCAAGCGUCCAGGGCGUUCGCGGGGAAGGACGGGUUCAUCACCGCGCGCGAUUUGUUCCGAUGGGCGAACCGGAAGAGCAACGGGUACGAAGAGCUCGCGCGCGACGGUUUCAGAGUCCUGGGCGAACGCCUGCGAUCGGACGAAGAGCGCGAAGCCCUCAAAGCGACGCUCGCGAAGUCCGCGGCGAGGGACGCAACCACCGCGGCGGCCGCCGCGGAGGCGCGUCAGGCUGCGCAAGACGCCGACGACGCGUCCGCGCUGGCGAACGCGAUGGCGUGGACGCCCGCGAUGCGUCGGCUGUUUUCUCUCGUGGAGGCGUGCUUAACGCACAAGGAACCGGCGUUACUCGUCGGCGAGACGGGGUGCGGGAAGACGUCCGUGUGUCAGCUGCUCGCGCUCCUGCGCGGGCAAAAGCUCCGGAUUUUGAACUGCCACCAACACACGGAGACGGGCGACUUCCUCGGCGGGUUCCGGCCGACGCGCCCGGGCGGCGGCGGCGCGGCGAGCGGCGGCGCGGCGGACGACGAAGAGGCGACGCCGACUUUGGACGACGACGAGAGCAACGCCAAGGCGCCGCCGUUCGCGUGGGAGGACGGCCCGCUGAUCAAGGCGAUGCGCGACGGCGACAUCCUCCUCGUCGACGAGCUCUCGCUCGCGGAGGACUCCGUUCUCGAGCGCCUCAACUCCGUCCUCGAGCCCGGCAGGACGCUGACGUUGCCGGAGAAGGGCGGCAGCGAGGUGGAAGAACUCGUCGCGCACCCAAACUUUUUGUUGCUCGCGACGAUGAACCCGGGGGGCGACUUUGGCAAGAAGGAGCUCGCGGACGUCGACGAGAUGGCGCAAAUCUGCGAGAGGCGCAUCCCCGAACCCGCGCUCAAGCCGUACGCGAGGCACUUGGCGUCGUUCUGGGACUUUUACCGCGGCGUCGCCGGCCGCGGCGCCGCGAAAGCCGCGCUCGGCGUGCGAGAUUUAGUCGCGUGGGCGUCCUUCAUUCGCGCCGCCGCGACGGGCGCGUCCACCGCGCGCAGGCUGACGCCCUCCGAGGCGUUCGCGCACGGCGCGUAUCUCACGCUGCUCGACGGGUUAGGUCUGGGGUUGGGGUUACCCGAGGAGACGGCGCGCGGGCUCGCGCGCGCGUGCCGGGACUUUCUGCUCGAGACGCUGCCGGCGGAGGUGAGGGCGCUUCCCUCUCUUCUUCCUUCUUUUCUUCCUUCUUUUCCCGCCGGCGUCUUCGGCAUCUCCCCGUUCACGAUCCCGCGAGGUCUCGCCGCCUCCGCCUCGAGCGAGGCGUCGUUUGAACUCACCGCGCCGUCGACGCGACGCAACGCCGCGCGCGUCCUUCGCGCGAUGCAGCUCACGAAACCAAUCUUACUCGAGGGCUCCCCGGGCGUCGGCAAGACGUCGCUCAUCGCCGCGCUCGCGAAAGCGUCCGGGCACGAGCUCGUGCGCGUCAACUUGAGCGAGCAGACGGACAUGAUGGACCUCCUCGGCGCGGACCUCCCCGCGGACGGCGGCGCCGCGGGGGAGUUUCGAUGGGCGGACGGCGCCUUUCUCGCGGCGCUGAAAAACGGACACUGGGUCUUGUUAGACGAGCUCAACCUCGCGCCGCAGCCGGUGCUGGAAGGGCUGAACGCGGCGUUGGAUCACCGCGCGGAGGUGUUCGUCCCCGAGCUCGGGGAGACGUUUAAGUGCCCGCCGACGUUUCGCGUCUUCGCCGCGCAAAACCCGGUCCAGGAGGGCGGGGGAAGGAAAGGGCUGCCAAAGUCGUUUUUGAACCGGUUUACGCGCGUGCACGUGGAGCCGAUGGAGAGCUCGGAUCUGGCGCACAUCACGCGCGCGUUAUAUCCGACGAUACCCGCGGAGGUCGUCGCCGGGAUGGUGCGGUUCACGUCCGCGCUCGCGGAGGCGGCGGCGAAGCCCGGCGGGUCGUUCGCGCGCGCGGGCGCGCCUUGGGAGUUUAACCUUCGCGAUCUCCUCCGAUGGUGCGACCUCACGCUCUCCGCGAUCGGCGACGCCGUCGACGACGGCGACGGCGACGGCGACGAAGAAGACGCGAUCGCCGUCGCGCAGAGCGCGGUGGACGCGACGUUCGCGUCGCUGUUCUCGCAGCGGCUGCGCGCGGCGUCUGAUCGCGUCGCGUGCGCGAAACUCUUCGCCGUCGCGUUCGGUCGACCGCCCGCGCCGUCGCCGCCGCCCGCGAUCGCGUUGCGCGACGGGAUCCUUCACGUCGGAAGGGCGUCGUUCCCGCGCGGGUGUGGCGGUAACGGUCUCGUUUCGAGCGUUACCGCGCCUCCGCUCGGUUUACUGAGAGGGCAGCUCGACGCGUUGGAAGCGUCCGCGCACUGUUCGAGACAAGGGUGGAUGACGAUCGUGUGCGGGCCGCCGUCGAGCGGGAAGACGUCCCUCGUGCAAACGCUGGCGUCGCUCUCUGGACGAACGCUCAGGCAAGUCGCGCUCACCGCGGCGACGGACACGUCCGAGCUCUUGGGUAGUUUCGAACAAAGAGAGCCGGCGAGGGACCGCGGGAAGCUCGAGGAGGACGUCGUCGCGGCGCUUCGCUCGGCGACCGCGGCGGCGUUGAAACCAAAAACCGACGACGACGACGCCGCGGAGGUUGUCGAGGCGGCGUGGAGCGCGUGGGCGACGUACGCUUCGUUCGCCGCCGGCGCCGCGGCGGGAGCCUCCGCGGACGAAGCGGCCGCGGCGGCGUCGGCGCUUCACGCCGCGCUCGACGCGCUCGAAGCGCUGACGCGUCGCGCCGCCGCCGCCGACGACGACGACGCGAUGGCGAUCGACGGCGACGGCGACGGCGACGACGAUGAAACGGCCGCCGUGUCGUCGUUUCGCCGACGCGCCGAACGUCUCGGCGCCGACGCGUGGGGCGGCGCCGCGCCCGCCGCCGGGCGCUUCGAAUGGGUCGACGGCGUCCUCCUCAACGCCGCGACGCGGGGCGAAUGGGUCCUCCUCGAGAACGCCAACCUGUGCUCGCCCACGGUGUUGGACCGCCUGAACCCGCUCCUGGAGCAGGGCGGCGCGCUGCUUGUGAGCGAGUGCGGGAUGCGCGACGGGAAACCGAGGGUCGUGACCGCGCAUCCAAACUUCCGGCUGUUCCUCGCGUUGGAUCCGCGCCGCGGGGAGGUAUCGCGAGCGAUGCGGAACCGCGGCGUGGAGGUAUAUCUC
Micromonas pusilla CCMP1545 is the source of this 5778-nucleotide messenger RNA. RefSeq lists its product as uncharacterized. The transcript is spliced from 10 exons. Gene Ontology annotation, biological process: ribosomal large subunit export from nucleus; ribosomal large subunit assembly. Gene Ontology annotation, cellular component: preribosome, large subunit precursor; nucleus. The record is from RefSeq and is a predicted model, not a curated record. The annotation marks the transcript as partial. Lineage: Eukaryota; Viridiplantae; Chlorophyta; Mamiellophyceae; Mamiellales; Mamiellaceae. Gene Ontology annotation, molecular function: ATP binding; ATP hydrolysis activity.